Messenger RNA from Penicillium canescens, 553 nucleotides. RefSeq lists its product as uncharacterized. The record is from RefSeq and is a predicted model, not a curated record. Bases 1 to 537 code for a protein of 178 amino acids. NCBI's taxonomy places the organism in Eukaryota, Fungi, Ascomycota, Eurotiomycetes, Eurotiales, Aspergillaceae. The transcript is spliced from 2 exons.
AUGGACCUCGAGCUCCUAAGAAACAACAGCACCAACCUGAACGUCUUUGAAGACAACGAUCCCCUCUUCCAUGCCUGCUGGCGUCGACAGUCUUGUCUAGGCUGUUUAGCAGGCGACGUUCCCUGCAGCUGGUGCGCAAUAUCCUCGACUUGCGUGCCGAAUACGGCGCGGGUUCCGAUAUUCACGCCUAUAAGCUCAGAGUCUAUUUGCCCACUUGGUUCUAAGGAGAGGUGGGAGCUUAGGGCGCUGCCACUAGGUUGUCAUGCGAGUACGUUGACUGUUCUGUCAGUUAUGAUAGCUGUUCUGGGGACGGUGGCGUUUGGCGGGGUGGUAUUUGGGAUUGUUUGGCUUGUACAGUGUGUAAGACGGCGUUGGAAAGAGACAGAGUAUGAUCGGGUUAGCGAUCGGGAGAGUAGUGAUGAUCGGCAACCUUGGGAUCUGGGGAUUAGUUCUUUCCUUGCUUUGUUUCCUGGAAAGGGUCGUCGGACGGAAGUUGAAGACGGGGAGGAGACGGAAACGUGGCCGUUGUUGGUGUAGUCUUUGAUAAUUAUUG